This is a messenger RNA of Cottoperca gobio, 2851 nucleotides long. It is a transcript of the gene pid1, whose product is annotated as phosphotyrosine interaction domain containing 1. Gene Ontology annotation, cellular component: cytoplasm. Gene Ontology annotation, biological process: negative regulation of D-glucose import across plasma membrane; regulation of mitochondrial membrane potential; regulation of cell population proliferation. The record is from RefSeq and is a predicted model, not a curated record. Lineage: Eukaryota; Metazoa; Chordata; Actinopteri; Perciformes; Bovichtidae. The transcript is spliced from 2 exons. The coding region runs from base 221 to 811 and encodes 196 amino acids.
UCCCUCUUUCUUUGGGACUUGUUGUCAUUUCCCUUUUCCCUGAAGGUCACACUCCCCCUGAGUUGAUUGGAGGUUAUUCACAUCACCUGUCGGCUCCUAAUUAAGAAUUGAGAGCAGCUUGGUGCAUUUCCUCUCUUGUCCAAUCAGAGUAUGACGACGCCCUUUAUUUAGGGCUGAAGACAUAAAGCUCUGCACACUAUUCUGAUGCUUCCUCGACGUCAUGCACACCUCAUCUCUGCAGGUGUUGUCGGCCAGACGUUAUGUUCUUCUGGCCUUUUUAAAAUGUUUCUAUCUGAGUAUCAAACGUAGCUCAAGUCAACGUCCCCACGAGGUGGCCUACCUGGGUAAGGUGACUAUCUCCGGGACCCAGUUCCUGUCCGGCUGCACAGAGUCGGCGGUGGUGGGCCUGGUGGAGCGUCGUGCGCAGCAGCAGGGCAACUCUCUGCUGGAGAUCCGGCCCUUCCAGGUGCGUCUUCACCACCUGGAUGAGCACGGCGAGGCCUCGGUAACCAUGGACACCUACCAGGUGGCGCGGAUCGCCUACUGCACGGCCGACCACAGCGUCCGACCCAACGUGUUCGCCUGGAUCUACCGCGAGAUCAACGACGACCUCACCUUCCAGAUGGACUGCCACGCCGUGGAGUGCGAGAGCAAGCUGGAGGCCAAGAAGCUGGCGCACUCGAUGAUGGAGGCUUUCCGCAAGACUUUCCACAGCAUGCGCAGCGACGGCCGCAUCCACAAGAGCGGCUCAUCGGACGACUUCGCCGAGGACUCAUCCUCCCCCGAAGACUCGACCCCAGACGACGGUUGAACUGACACUCGCAUAAUCUCCCGAUGCCCAUCCUAACGAAGCGAGGGGUGACUGGAAGGAUGGACAGAUUACCUGCUCGCUCAUUCUCCCCCUACUGUCUCUUUCUGUUAUCAAUUUGGAACAAAAUUAACUGACCCUGUGAACCAACACGCCCAGGAUAAUGAAGUAGCUUUUAAAUACUGUAAAGGGAAGGUCGAUGGAAAAGGAGUCGCAAAAGACCGACAUUCACAUACAGGGAUAGCAAAGUGCCGCCACUUUGAAUAAAUGGCCCUCGAAGACCAACGGGGGGGCUUUCAAGGACCUCUGUAGACGCCCUCAAGAGAUUCACUCGACAUUUCCAUUUCCAUUUCCAACCACUGUUACUCUUGCACUCAGCAGAGACUCUGUUUGUGGUUCUUAAGCUUUCUCACCCAGGAAACGACCCUGUUAGUCCCUGUUCUUCUGACCCCAGCUCCCCACCACCUGUUCUCUCCAUGUAGGGAGCCGGGUCCCAACCCACAGACUUUAUGAGACCGUUGGAGCACACGCAUUCUUUAAAUGUUUAAUUAUGUGGAUCUCUGUUACGAUGCCUUCGACCUCGGUAAAAGCAAAUGAGGAUGUGAAAGAAAAGCUUUCAGCACCAUUCAUAUCGCGACUGCGGUACCUUUACUCGCACCCCGAUAUCUCUCGCCGGCAUAGCUGUUACUCAUGUGGACGAGGCAGAGCUUCUACCGCUGUCUCCGUUUAAUAGGUACUUAAAGAUUGAGUAUGCACACGGCACCUGGGAGAAUAUAGGUGCUACAUACUGUAGUUACAUUUCAGAAGUCCUCGCUGGGCUGGAAGCCCGGGCCGGUCUGCGACACCUUAAUCAUCCACUUCUGUUUGGAGGAUACCAAAAUUCAGGCUGGAUUUUGCCCGUCAGAUUAUGUGCCUCACUUUCCUCUCACAUUAGUUUGGUCUCUUACCCAGGUCCCUGUGUGUGUGUGUGUGUGUGUGUGUGUGUUCUUUCUUUCUGUGUGUGCGUGUGUGUGAUUGCUUAUAUGAAUGUACACGUGUGUGCUUGCAUCGCUGUGUGUGUGAAAGAGAAAAGGUAAGCGAGGAGGAGGAGGACAACGGGGGUGAUGUGAACGAUUUAGCUGGAAGUUUAAGACUUCUCAAGCAUCCAUUUUUGAUGCUCAAGGAAGCGUUUUAAAAUCAAGACAUGGUACUGUGACCAUUUGCCACGUUUUCUUACUUUUUUGUCCGGUGUGAAAGGAAAGGUUGUAGGACCCUGAAACAGCCGUCCAGCGUGACUUCUGACGACUCCUGGCCUCUGCUGAAUGUACUGACGAGUCCAACGUGCUGUGAGCGCCUCCCGUCAUCACUUCAGUCUCCCAUAAUCUCCUCACGCCAUCACAGACGAGUGAUGGGGCAGCGAUCGCUCUGCUGUCCUGCGUCGAAGCAACAUUGUGGAGCAAAAACUCAUCAGAGCUCCACGACUUCGUCUUCUUCUUCUUCUUCUUUUCUAACUGGACUGUAUCGAGCAGAGUGGACGCUAUCAGUGGAAAUAGACUUCACACACACACACACACACAUCUACAUACAGUUAUACAUAUGUACACACACACACACACACACACACACACACAUUGUAUUUGAGUCUUGCUCAAUAAGCUUAUGUAAAUACAAAUGUAUCACUUUCCAAAUAUUACGGCAUAAAUGUUGAUAGCUAUUUUAAAUAAUAAAAACAUGUUGAACAUCAUACGAUACAGAAACAGUGUUAUAAAACCUACUGUGAAUAAUAGGUGGAGAAGCCUGGUGGCUGUGCGUGUGUGUGGGGGUGAGGGGUGUGUGUGUGUGUUUGGAAGGGGUUGUGUGUGGGGGUGAGGGGUGUGUGUGUGUGUGUGUGUGUGGAUAGGCCAGAGGGGGGAGAAUGUUUAUAAAGCUGUAGAUUACUGUGUCCUGUCUGUCUGAACGCUCAGACGCGCUUUAAAUGUUUGAAAAAUGUUACCUUAAGUGUUUUAUAUACAGUGUUUGCAAAGAUCAAGAAACAAUUGCAUAUAAAGUAUUUACCAAGACCAA